Messenger RNA from Melanotaenia boesemani (Boeseman's rainbowfish), 2793 nucleotides. RefSeq names its product protein O-glucosyltransferase 1 (gene poglut1). The transcript is spliced from 11 exons. Gene Ontology annotation, molecular function: UDP-xylosyltransferase activity; UDP-glucosyltransferase activity. The record is from RefSeq and is a predicted model, not a curated record. The coding region runs from base 61 to 1215 and encodes 384 amino acids. Gene Ontology annotation, biological process: positive regulation of Notch signaling pathway; protein O-linked glycosylation. Gene Ontology annotation, cellular component: endomembrane system. Lineage: Eukaryota; Metazoa; Chordata; Actinopteri; Atheriniformes; Melanotaeniidae.
CAGAUCACAGAUCACUACGUUCUUCUCCUCCUCAGACAAAGCUGGAAGAUAGAAAGAGGAAUGGAGUGCCAGUGGCUCUGGAGCCUUUUAUUACUGUUGCAAGUUUAUCACUUGAGUUCAGGGAAACAGUGGAAAGAAAUUCAAGAAAAGAUAUCGGAAGCUGUGAAAGAGUAUACUCUCUGCAGCUCUGUCAACUGCAGCUGCCAUCUCAGUGUCCUGCAACAUGACUUGGAGCUCUUUAAAGGGGGAAUCUCUGAGGACAUCAUGGCUGUUACAGUUCAGAGAGGGGUGGGCACCCACUACCAGAUCAUUGGACACAAACUGUACAGAGAGAAGAACUGCAUGUUCCCCGCUCGAUGCAGCGGGGUUGAACACUUCAUCCUGGAGGUGAUCGACCGGCUACCUGACUUGGAGAUGGUGGUAAAUGUGAGGGAUUACCCUCAAGUCCCCAACUGGGUGAAGCCAACGCUGCCCGUCUUCUCUUUCAGUAAGACCUCAGACUACCAGGACAUCAUGUACCCAGCAUGGACAUUUUGGGAGGGUGGUCCUGCUGUGUGGCCCAUAUACCCCACUGGACUGGGAAGAUGGGAUCUGAUGAGGGAUGAGCUUAAAAAGUCUGCAGCACAGUGGCCCUGGAGGAACAAAGAGUCCAAAGGAUUCUUCAGAGGCUCCAGAACCAGUUCAGAACGGGAUCCACUGAUCCUUCUGUCCAGAGAGGAUCCAGAGCUGGUGGAUGCAGAAUACACCAAAAACCAGGCCUGGAAGUCCGAGAGGGAUACACUUGGAAGACCCCCAGCUAAAGAAAUCCUGCUGGCAGAUCACUGCAAAUACAAGUAUUUGUUUAACUUCCGGGGUGUGGCAGCAAGCUUUCGCCUCAAACAUAUCUUCCUCUGUGGUUCCCUGGUCUUUCAUGUGGGGGAUGAAUGGCAGGAGUUUUUUUACCCUCAGCUCAAGCCCUGGGUCCACUACAUCCCUGUCAAGCAGGAUCUUUCAGAUGUCAGGGAGCUUUUAAAAUUUGUGAAAGAGAAUGAUGCAACCGCACAGGAGAUCGCCGCAAGAGGCCAGCAAUUCAUCCUCCAGCACCUGCGAAUGGCAGACGUCUCCUGCUACUGGGAGAGACUCCUCACCGAGUUUGGCCGACUUCUCACCUACAAACCAAAGAGAAGGAACAGCUACAGCCAGAUUGUCCACAAACCCAGCAGAACCGAGCUGUAAGGCAGAACCAGGGAGGUGAAACUCCAGGUCAUGAAUGUACCUGCUGCAGCGUGCAGUUUAUUUACAAGGAUGCUGUCAGUUUUUGUUAAGAAUCUAUUUUGAAUCUAUCUAUCUCCAAACGUCUUCUGUAGUGCAUGUAUUUCAUGCUGCCCCCUGUAGAAUAAGAGCAAUAAAACGUUAACGCAGUGGGUUAGGCACAAAUAAAAACACUCACAACCCAUAUAAAAAUACAACCAACAGAGCGGAACCAAUCUGCCUUCUCUAACGUGUGCUUUAGACCUGGACCCGUGGUUAAAAUAAUAUCUAACUGAGGCAUCUGUUAAGGUUUUGGGGGUCCUCCUUCACCCCUUUCUGCCCCUGUCAGCUCAUUUUGCUCCAAGAAGAGACUCCUGUAUCAUGGCUAACAACAUCCGUGUUAGUUGUUUUUAUAUUUUUCCUUUUCUUUAACUCUGUAAAGGGGCAUUUCUCAGAUUUUACACAGCAACAAGAAGCCCUCAACCUUUAAAAAGUGGUGAAUAGGUUCAUUUUUCAUUUUUAAAGCGGUGCUGAAAAAGCGUGUAAGAUGGAUUAUUACCACAUAUUGAAAGUCUAUUAAAAAAUGCAUCAGGCUCCAUCAUAAAAGGUGGAAUAUACAUUAAAAAGAAUUAAAUUCAGAGUUUUAGUUCUUUUAUACUGUCUCCCUAAAAAGAAAUCAAACCAUAGCUUCACGUACGGGGACGUUAAAGUCUUGGAGCAUCUUUUCAUCAUGCAAAAAAUUUGCAUUAAUUACUUCUAGACAGGUAUUUAGCUGCUUUUCAUGUAAACCAGAAUUGUAACAUGACACAUUUUUAUAGAUAUUAGUUGGACAGCUGAUAUUUAUAGAAAGUUAAUAGACUGCUGGCAAUAUAACACCUUAAAACUUGAAGUUCUUCAUAGUUUAGACGGUCGACAGCUUCUUAGAUGGAGAAUUAUCAUUAGAUGUGCUUUAUUGAAGGUAUAUUUGUUGUUAUAGAGGAAGAACAACUAUUGUUGCUCCAUCAUGGAAAAUAUAAUGUGCAUUGAUUAGUAUUCGGCUCCAUCUCCAUCCUGUAGGCUUUUUGUUGCGCUGGCAGAGUGGAGGGAAAGCCUACGCUGCCCUCUAGUGGUACAACGCUUCAAUGAUAAUCUGUUAAGGAUUUAAUACUUGAAAACACACAAAGAAGACAUUUCAUUUACUGCAAAGUGCCAAAAGUAAGCAAUACUAUUCAGAAAUACACUUUUUUCUUUUAAGUUUGGAGCUUCAAUAAGAAAGGUUAAAAAAGAAAGCAGUCUUGUGUUUUAUAGAGAUGAAAAUUAUGUAGUUGAUGCAGAAUUAUGUUGAAUAUGUUGUAGUAUUCACAUUUAAUGUCAGCAAGCGGAUUCACUAAUGUAAGGUUGUGUGUUUUUGUACUGUUUGUAACUGUGGUCCAUUAGUUCGCAAAUUUGAUCACAAUGGGAAACUUUUUUUUUUAUUUUAAUAAAUAAAAACUUGUCAAAAACAUUCUUGAGCUUUUUUUAAAUGUAGUUGGAGCCUUUGUUUUUAUAACGGAUGAAAUAAUAAACAGCUACCUUAGCUCUCAG